Molecule: messenger RNA, 2097 nt
Organism: Mya arenaria
Lineage: Eukaryota; Metazoa; Mollusca; Bivalvia; Myida; Myidae
Exons: 1
Coding region: 1-2097 (698 amino acids)
Source: RefSeq, a predicted model, not a curated record
AUGGAGAUGUAUGGGGUGUCAAUUCCCAAAAUGGAUUGGGAAAGCACGAACUUACCUCAAGCCUGGGAUAAGUUUCAAAGGCACGCCGAACUAGUGUUCUCUGGGCCCCUAAAGAACAAAAGUGACGAAGAGAAAGCGUCGCACGUCCUUCUUUGGGUCGGAGACAAAGGAAGGGAUAUUCGCCAGACGUGGACGACAAUUAGCGAGACUGACGCUAAAAAGCCGGCAACGUUUUUUAAGAAAUUUAAGGAAUACGUCCAGCCGAAACUUAACCCGAUAUUUGCCAGGUUUAAGUUUAACAACAUAGUUCAAGGUGCUGACAAUUUUGAAUCAUUCGUUACAAAACUGAGAUUAGCGGCGACAGAUUGCCAGUUUACCAGCUCAGACGAAAUGAUUCGCGAUCGGAUCGUUUUUGGAAUUUCGUCGGCCAAACUGCGCGAGAAGCUUAUUAACGAAGGAGAGAAACUGUCGCUGGACAAAGCUGUUCAAAUAGCACAGAACUUUGAAAACGCCAGAGAGCAGAUGCGAACCAUAACGACGACUUCCGGCGAAGAAGCCCAUUCUUCAGCUGUAUACCAGGUGCGGCGGCAACCAAAUGAGCGAUACCGGAAGUACCAGCCAGAGAGACCAGCUGCGGCGUAUAAGCCGAGGGACGACAACAAAAACUGUGGUAAUUGUGGAAACAAACAUUCAAGGACAGCCAACUGCCCUGCAAAGGGAAAACAAUGCCAUGCGUGUAAAAAGUGGAACCACUUUGCACAAAUGUGUCGUACGAAUGAGGUGACCAAAAGGGUAAACGAACUGAGAGUGGAUUAUGAAUCAAGUUGUGAAUCAGACGACGAUGCAUUCUAUGUGGACACCGUGAAAACAGCAGGUAAGUUGGUUUCACAAGCCCAUGCCACUCUUAUCAUUGGCCCCGUCAAGAAACCUAUAAAGUUCAAAAUUGACACAGGCUCUAUGGUGAACAUUUUGCCUAACAAUGUUUACAGGCAGCUUAAAGUUCACGGCCCCUUAUCAAUAGCAUCACACAAGCUGACCUCUUACACUGGGGAUUCUCUGAAAGUACUCGGCACAGUAGACUUGCCAUGUGGCUACAAAGAGCACAUGGUAACAGCCACUUUUUACAUUGUAGAAACAAAUUCCCAACCUCUACUCUCGCUGACUACGUCUGUUGACUUAGAGCUCAUCAAACUGACAUACGCUGUCGAUAAAUCGUCCUCUAAACAUGACAUUGUGACAGAAUAUAAUGACAUUUUUCAAGGUGUUGGUCUCCUUCCAGGUAAAUGUCAAUUACACCUGCGAAAAGAUGCAAUUCCCGUAGUAAACGCUACUAGACGGGUACCGUAUGCAAUAAAAGACAAACUCAGACAGGAGUUAGAUCAAAUGGAACAAGAAUCGAUCAUUUGCAAGGUCACAGAGCCAACAGAAUGGGUCAAUUCUCUUGUUUGUGUAGAGAAACCCCAAACUGGCAAAUUACGCAUUUGUAUAGAACCUAAACACUUAAACGACGCUCUACUGCGACCUCACUAUCCAAUGAGAACACUUGAAGAAGUGACCUCUGACAUCUCAGGUGCUCGCUACUUCUCUGUGUUGGAUGCCAAAUCAGGUUACUGCAGUAUCGAGUUGACAGAAGAGUCUUCAUACAUGUGCACAUUUGGCAGUCCAUUCGGACGGUAUAGAUUUCUUAGACUUCCUUUUGGAAUCAAAUCAAGUCAAGACGAAUUCCAAGGACGAAUGGACGAGUGUUUAGAGGGUCUCACUGGUGUAAAAUGCAUUGUUGAUGACAUUCUUGUUCAUGGAAAAACGCUAGAGGAACAUGACACUAACUUACGCAACGUACUAGGACGAUGUAGAGAAACGGGCAUUCGACUCAAUCCUGACAAAUCCAAAAUCGGACUGACAGAAGUCCCGUACUUUGGUCAUAUUCUUACAUCCGACGGACUCAAACCAGACCCUGACAAAGUGGCAUCCAUCCUACAAAUGAAAGCACCGACGUCACGUGCAGAGCUAGAGACUCUGUUAGGAAUGGUUACAUAUCUCAGCAAGUUCUCACCAAAACUGGCCGAGUUGACAAACCCAUUGCGGGCACUGCUAUAA